AUGACUUCUGUCAAUAGCACACAGCUCCAUCCCCUCUUCUUUCUACUGGUCGGAAUUCCAGGCCUGGAAGCUGUUCAUGUCUGGAUUGCUUUCCCAUUCUGCCUUGUGUAUCUGACAUCCCUUGUGGGGAACAUCACCAUUCUCUUUGUGAUCAAGACUGAACACAGUCUCCACCAGCCCAUGUUCUACUUCCUGGCCACGUUGUCUCUGAUUGAUCUGGGUCUCUCCACGUCCACCAUCCCCAAAAUGCUGGGCAUCUUCUGGUUCAAUCUCCAAAAGAUCAGCUUCGGGGGCUGCCUGGCUCAGAUGUUCUUCAUCCACCUGUUCACAGGCAUGGGGACUGUUUUGCUGGUGGUCAUGGCUUACGACCGGUUUGUUGCCAUCUGCAAUCCUCUCCAGUACACUGUGAUCCUCACCAAUAGAACCAUCAGCCUUCUCCUCUCUGUUGUUGUUGGAGAUUUAAUUCUUGUGACUCCGUUCUUGUUUCUCAUUCUGCGUCUGCCCUUCCAUGGGCACCACGUCAUGCCUCAUACAUACUGUGAACACAUGGGUCUUGCCAGACUGGCCUGUGCACCCAUCAAGAUCAACAUCAUCUAUGGACUCAUUGUGAUUUCUAAUAUCCUUAUGGAUAUGAUUCUGAUUGCCUCUUCCUAUGUGCUUAUCCUCUGAGCUGUUUUCUGCCUUCCCUCUCAAGACACCCGACUAAAGGCUCUCAAUACCUGUGGUUCCCACGUCUGUGUCAUGCUGUGUUUCUACACACCAGCCUUGUUCUCUUUUAUGACACACCUCUUUGGCCAAAACAUUCCCCACUACAUCCAUAUCCUUUUAGCUAAUCUAUAUGUGGUUCUCCCACCUGCCCUUAACCCUGUCAAUUAUGGAGUCAGAACUAAGCAGAUAGGAGAGUGGGUUAUAAAGAUAUUUGUACAAAAAGAACAUUGCUGUAUAAAGCUUGAGUAA
This is a messenger RNA of Nannospalax galili (Upper Galilee mountains blind mole rat), 957 nucleotides long. Its product is annotated as olfactory receptor 52E4-like. Gene Ontology annotation, molecular function: G protein-coupled receptor activity; olfactory receptor activity. Gene Ontology annotation, cellular component: membrane. Gene Ontology annotation, biological process: G protein-coupled receptor signaling pathway. The record is from RefSeq and is a predicted model, not a curated record. Lineage: Eukaryota; Metazoa; Chordata; Mammalia; Rodentia; Spalacidae.